AUGAAAAGUCCAGGCAAAGAUUUUUGGUUAAAUAUGAAUACAGAAUGCUCUGACGAGUCUGAUGAUGAUGAGGACUACAUUCCAAACGGCGAUGUAAUAGAAGAACGCGAAGAUACUAGUGCAGAUUCUUCUUCUAUGGAAGUCGAUGAAGAAGUUGGAGGAGAAGAGGAGCAACGAGAAGAGAAUAAUGAAGGAAGUAGUUCUCGAUCACCGACGUCAAAUAGACGCGCAUUAAGGUCCAGAAAUGGCAAUGGGGUUAUCGUCAAUGGUCACAUCAAUAAUAAUCCUAAUCAUAGCAAUGGCAGUGUCACCAAUAACAUAACAAGAGGAGGUCCUUUCAACAAUUCAGCUCCAAAUCAUCAACUUAAGAAAUUAGAUGUUCCAUUUCAAAUAUUUUCAGAAUCUUUUAAUCGUUAUCAUGAUGAUCAAGAAAGAGAAUUACAAUCAUUGGUUAGAUUGGAAAGGCAUGCAACAAAGAAAUGUCAUGAAGUGGACUGUGAAUUAGAUAAAUCAAGAAGAGAAAUAGAUGCCAAAAAAAAUAAUCUAAAGCUAAUAAAUGAUCAAAACAAAUUGAUUCGAGAACAAAUUGAGAAUAUUCAUGAAGUGGACUGUGAAUUAGAUAAAUCAAGAAGAGAAAUAGAUGCCAAAAAAAAUAAUCUAAAGCUAAUAAAUGAUCAAAACAAAUUGAUUCGAGAACAAAUUGAGAAUAUUCAUCAUUUGAUUAUUCCAAUUUGUCAACAAGUUUCUGAUGAAUUAGAUGAUUUAACUAUUGGACCUUUUCUUGCAAAGUUUGUAAAAAAUUAA
Messenger RNA from Entrophospora sp. SA101, 804 nucleotides. The record is from the annotation of a GenBank genome assembly. NCBI's taxonomy places the organism in Eukaryota, Fungi, Glomeromycota, Glomeromycetes, Entrophosporales, Entrophosporaceae.